Molecule: messenger RNA, 1842 nt
Organism: Alnus glutinosa
Lineage: Eukaryota; Viridiplantae; Streptophyta; Magnoliopsida; Fagales; Betulaceae
Product: 7-deoxyloganetin glucosyltransferase-like
Exons: 2
Coding region: 14-1516 (500 amino acids)
Molecular function (GO): UDP-glycosyltransferase activity
Source: RefSeq, a predicted model, not a curated record
GUUGAAGUGCGGCAUGUCUGCAAUGGUGAAAGGAAGGAAGGUGCACCACGCUUGGAACAGAAAGGGAGAGAAGGACAUGGAUUCCAAAAGAGUAGAAGCUCAUGAUAAGCCUCAUGCAAUUUGCGUUCCAUUGCCAGUUCAAAGCCACAUAAAAGCCAUGCUAAAAUUCUCAAAGCUUCUCCAUCAAAAAGGUUUUCACAUAACCUUUGUAAAUACCGAGUUCAACCACAAACGUUUCAUCAAAUCCAAUAUCGGUGCCGGAGACUCCUUAGAUGGGUUUUCGGACUUCCAAUUCCAAACCAUUCCCGAUGGCCUACCCCCUUCGGAUCCCAAUGCCACCCAAUGCUUCCUUUCUCUUUGUGAUUCCAUUGCAAAAAACAUGUUGUCUCCAUUUUCCGACCUCCUCACGAACCUCAACAAUCCCCCCGUAACUUGCAUUGUCUCGGAUCCUUACAUGACCUUUACAAUAACGGCGGCAGAAAAGCUUGGAGUCCCUAUAGUAAUGCUCUUCACUGUCUCAGCAUGCACCGUUAUGCUUUGCAACGAGCUUUCUACGGCGAGGGACAAAGGGCUCAUACCACUCAAAGAUGAGAGCUUUCUGACAAAUGGAUAUUUGGAAACGACUGUAGACUGGAUUCCAGGCCUGAAAGGCAUCCGUUUAAGGGAUUUUCCAAGCUUCAUUCGAACCACAGAUCCAAACAACGUUAUAAUUAAGAUCGUAAUGGAAGUAAUGGAGAAAGCUGCUAAAGCUUCAGGAGUUGUAAUCCAUACAUUCGAUGCAUUGGAGAGAGAAGUUUUGGGUGCUCUGUCACCCAUGUUUCCUCGUGUCUAUGCCAUUGGACCGCUCCAACUGUUACUCAAUCACUUACCCGUUGAACCUUUGAAGUCAGUUGGGUAUAGUUUAUGGAAAGAAGAAGAUGACUGCCUGCAGUGGCUCGAUUCUAAAACACCCAACUCAGUGAUAUAUGUGAAUUUCGGUAGCAUAGCCGUCAUGACCCAACAACAGUUGCUUGAGUUUGCUUGGGGGCUUGCAAAUACCAACUUUCCAUUUCUGUUAAUUAUUAGGCCUGAUCUCGUUGUUGGGCAGUCGGCAGUUUUUCCACCGGAGUUUUUGUUAGAAACUAAAGAAAGAGGCGUAAUAGCAACUUGGUGCCGUCAAGAGGAGGUGUUGAAACACCCUGCCGUCGGGGCAUUCUUGACACACUGCGGCUGGAAUUCCAUCAUUGAAAGCCUGUCGGCUGGGGUGCCGUUGAUUUGUUGUCCAUUCUUUGGGGAUCAGCAGACAAACUGCCGGUACGCUUGCAAUGAAUGGAGUGUUGGGAUAGAGAUCGAUAACAAUGCCCGGGGAAUGGAGGUGGAGAAGAUUGUGAGAGAGUUGAUGGAGGGAGAGAAUGGUAAGAAAAUCAAGAAUAAGGUCUUGGAGUGGAAGAAAUUGGCAGAGGAGGCCACGGAUCCGAAUGGUUCGUCAUCCAGAAAUUUGGAAAAUGUAGUCAACUUGCUUUUAUCAAAAGGUUAAUUGAGGAUACAUUUUUCCUCCCCCUCUAGGUUGGGGGAAUUUGUAUCCAAUUAACAUAAUCUAUAAAAAUGAUGUGUUGUUUUGCAUGCAAGUGUUAAGUACAAGUUUAUUUCAUUGCAAGCGAGGCCGGCCGGAAGAGACCAUGGCCUCCUAAUUGCAAAUGUCAUGGGGCAGUUCGAGAAAUCAAGUGAAAUUUCUCUUGUUUUUAUUUAGGGUAAGUGUGUAGGUUCACUGAAAAGGAGGUUUGCAUGCGUUUGUUUGUGAUGCAAAGUAUUGUAGUAAUUGUGUGGUUAGAGCUAUGGUAUCUAUGCCAGAAGGUUAGAGUA